AUGGAUUCUGACGACGAUGGUGGUGUUGGCGGGCGAGGAGGUUCUAAGGACGUUCAGGAUGAUGAUUUCGAUUCAUCUCCUCGUCCAGCAAAGCGACGCAGAACGACUGUAACACCGGCAGCCAAGGCAAAGAAGCAAUCAACGACUCGCAAGGCAGCUGCAACCAAGAAAUCGAACACAAAGAAGAAAGCCACCAAGGAGGAUUCCAUUAUCGACGACGAGGAUGACGCGUUUGACCCUCCAGUCGCUGCAGCAAAACCAAAACGUAAGUCACGGGUUUCGAAAAAGGCUUCUAUCAAGGAUGAUGAGAGUGUGCUUGGCGAGUCGGACGACACCAUAGGACGAAGUGCGACUAAGCAACCACGCAACUCACGGAAACGAGCAUCAACUGGAUCUGGUUCUGAAGACGUCGACGAUGAGGACGACAAGAAAGCGGCAAAGCCGAAGCAUCGUAUUCAUGUCCCAGCCAUGCAAGAUCUCUUGGUGGACAGGUUCGCAGACGGGGAACCACCGGAAUCUUCUGCUCCUUGGAGUAUCAGAGGUCCAAUCUGGAAGAAGGAUGUACUGGCGCCAAAGCAGCCGCAAGUAAUGCCAACUCCAGCUCGUCAGCCUUCGCUACUGAAAAGCACGCUCAAUCAUUCGGUGCUGAGAAACAACGUCAAUGCUCAAAACCGGACUUCGCCAGUUCGAAAUCAGCAUGUCGCGAUGAACUCUGUCACGAUGCAUCAUCCUGUUGUAGAGAAGACUCGACCGCAGGAUGUGUUCGCUGUAACGCCCAACACACAUUCCGACGCCUGGGGAGACAUGAGUGAUGACAUCGACUCUGAACUUUUGAUGGGCUUGUUAGCGGACCAACCUCAGCAGAACAACAAUGCGCCGAAAGCUAAACCGUUCAUGGAAGAGUCCAGUAGUGACGACUUUGACACCGAGGAUCUCAUCAUGCUGGAAGCAGAUACCCCACAGGCUAGAGAAACAAUGCUUCGCAAAUCGCCAACGCGUAGCCCACCUCUCGCAAAGACAGUAUUCGCCAAACCAAUCUCUCCACCACGUGAGACAGUCCCGGCAGAUGAGGACUCUGCAGAUGAACUUUACAGAUCACCAACCCGCAGUCCACGCCCUGCCAAACCUCGUUCUCCACGACGACCGACGGCUCCAGCACGACAGACAACAGCUCCACCGAUCGUAGACUUUGCAGAUGAACUUGCAGACCUGCCAUCAGAUGCUUUCGACUCCGAUGAUCAGACUCCGGCUAAGAACCUUGGGGGUCCGAUCUGCAUAUCCUCGUCACCACCGAAAAUGGUGACAGUGGCAGCAGCAGCACCCAAGCCAAACUUGGCUCCUCCGCGUGGUGGAUUGGUGCAGAAGACGUUGUUCGGUGGCACGGUUAUGCCGAUGGGCCCGGCUACUCAGGCCAACAAGAGACAUGCCUGGCCAUUGGCAACACAAAGAGAACCACCAACCCAUCACAAGCUCAACGAAGAAGCGACUCAGACCUGGGUCUACCCUACCAAUUUGGGAACCACCCGCGACUAUCAAUUCAAUAUUGUCAGCAGAGGCCUAUUCCACAAUUUACUGGUUGCCUUACCCACUGGUCUCGGUAAAACAUUUAUUGCUGCCACGAUUAUGCUGAACUGGUUCCGCUGGACGGACAGUGCACAAAUCGUCUUCGUAGCACCCACAAAGCCCCUUGUUGCUCAACAAGUUGAUGCUUGUUUCAAUAUUGUAGGCAUUCCUCGUUCACAAACUGUGAUGCUCACGGGUGAGACUUCGCCUGGUCUGAGAGCAGAAGAAUGGAAGACGAAACGAGUCUUCUUCAUGACUCCACAAACAAUCAUCAAUGAUCUCAAGACAGGCCUUUGCGACCCAAAGCGAAUUGUCCUGAUUGUCGUCGAUGAAGCGCAUCGUGCGACAGGUAACUACGCUUAUGUUGAGGUUAUUAAAUUCGUUCGUCGUUUCAAUACAAGCUUUCGAGUACUUGCUUUGACUGCCACACCUGGUUCUGAUGUCCCAGCAGUACAGCAAGUCAUCGAUGGUCUUGACAUAUCGCGAUGCGAGAUUCGCACAGAGACAUCUCUAGACAUUAGACAGUAUGUCCACAGUCGUGACAUCGAUGUCAUCAAGUUCGACUACUCUGAAGAGCAACAAAUCAUCAUGGAGCUUGCCGGAAAUGCUAUUCGUCCGGUGCUUCUGAAGCUUGCCAGUCAAAACGCCUACUGGAACAAAGAUCCAAUGAAACUCACAGCCUUUGGUUGUACUGAAGCUCGGAGAAAGUGGUUCGGUACAGACGCUGGCAAAAAAGCACCACAAGCGGUGAAGGGCAUGGUCAACAGCAUCUUUGUAGUCCUCGGAAGUCUUGGUCAUUCCAUCUCUAUGCUCAGGUUCCACGGUAUCACUCCUUUCUACAAUGGAAUGGUCGAGUUCAGAAACAAAGUCGAUGGAGGCGAACUCAAGGGCAAAUACGGAGCACAAAUCCGCGAUGACGAAAACUUCACCAAGAUGAUGAACAUGAUGCUGACCUGGACCCGCAACCCUGAGUUCCUUGGACAUCCAAAGUUGGAGCAUCUCAGAACCGUGGUCUUGAACCACUUUCUCGACGCUGAAGAGAAAGCAGCAGCACCAGGAGGACAACCCUCGAGUACUAAGAUCAUGAUUUUCGCGGCAUACCGUGACAGUGCUGAGGAAAUCGUUCGUGUUCUGAACAGAAACCAGCCUAUGAUCAGACCACACGUUUUCGUUGGCCAAGCCGACUCGAAGAACUCGGAAGGUAUGAAUCAAAAACGUCAGCUCGAGGUCAUCAAACAGUUUAAAGAGGGCAAAUACAACACUCUAGUUGCCACAUCCAUUGGUGAAGAGGGUCUCGAUAUCGGAGAAGUUGAUCUCAUUGUUUGCUAUGACGCUUCUGCCUCACCUAUCAGAAUGCUCCAACGUAUGGGACGUACCGGAAGAAAGCGAAGGGGAAACAUCGUCCUACUCCUGAUGAACGAGAAGGAAGUUCCUGAUUUCGAAAAGGCGAAAGACAAUUACGAGAAGAUGCAGGGAAUGAUCGCUUCUGGCAAAGACUUCACCUUCCACGAUGAUAGAUCACCUCGUAUCCUUCCCAGAGAAACGCAACCAGCUGUGGACAAGAGAGUUGUGGAGAUUCCUGUGGAAAACUCACAAGCUGAGCUUCCUGAGCCAAAGAAACGUCGUGGAAAGGCUCCGAAGGCACCCNCGAAGAAGUUCCACAUGCCUGACAACGUUCGGACAGGAUUUGUUGCAGCAGGUAGGAUGGACGACGAAGAUGCAGAGGAAUUGGCACCUCGCGGCAAAGCCAAGGGCAAGAAAGCAACUACUGCUUCGGUCAAGAAAAUGUUCCGUCCUCCUCCAGGACUUGAGGCGGUGCCCAUACCAUCGCUCGACGACGUUUACCUGAACAAGAUCUGCGAACGUGAGCUUGAACGCAAAUACAAGUACGUCCAAAACACAAAUGACCGUGCUCCAACUGUCGGUCUACCGCGACUGGACCGAUUCUCAAGUUCAUUCCCUGGACCGACCAAAUACAUCUCACAUGGAAGAGCUUCUUCAGCAGCUUUGAAUUUGAUGAAGCGAUUGGGCAGCAUGAACGACGAUGUCGUGCAAGACUUCAAGGACAAUUUCCAUCAGUCAGACCUCGAAGGUGACGUGUCUGAGAUGCUGGGAGACCCUACUGUUGUAGAUCUCUCGUAUGCAGAUCUGCCAGUAGCCAAACCUGUCAAAGCAAGAAAGGCGCCUGCCAAACCAAGAGUUCCCAAAGCUCCCAAGGAACCGAAAGAGCCAAAAGCACCGAAAGCCCCCAAAGCUUCAAAGGCUCCUAAAUCACCGCCUGUAGCAAAAACACCCAAACCUCGCGGUCGUCCCAAGAAGCAGACAGCCAGGCAAAACAGCUCAGAUAUGGAAGGUUCAUCUUCGAGCCCAGAACCCACGCCUGCUCAUCUACGCCUCGGUACACAAGGUAUCGAUCUCGGCUCUGCAGAUACAUCUGGCGAAGAAGGUCAUGAUCAGGAAGACGAGGCUGACUCCGAGCUCGAUGACUUUGUCGUCAGCAGCGACGCACCUAUAGAGUUUGCCUCGAGCUCUCAGCCGCGUGCCCACAACUCUUCAAAGAGAAACAGACUCAACCUGUUCACCCAAGACAAUAUCGCCGAGGAGAGUGAUGAAGACUUGCCCGACUUUGGACCAUCUAGCAUGCCGGACGAGGUUGUUGAGGAGGUGUCUGAUGGAGAUGAGGAUGCUGCUCCUGUGCGCAGACAACAGGGAAGGAGAAGACAGGUUGUUGAUGAUGAUAGUGAUGAGUGA
This is a messenger RNA of Aureobasidium vineae, 4314 nucleotides long. Lineage: Eukaryota; Fungi; Ascomycota; Dothideomycetes; Dothideales; Saccotheciaceae. The record is from the annotation of a GenBank genome assembly.